AUGAGCUGCUGCGGAGAGGCCAAGCCUCCUACCUCUGCCCAGAAACCACAAAAUGGAUACCCCAAUAUGCAGACGGUGAAUCAGCAGCCCGUUCCGCUCCCUGGAUUGCAGAACCCGUCUUUCCAGCAGCCUACCGUCUCCCCGCCCCCGAACGUUCAUCAACAGGGCGCUUUUGCUCAGAACGGUUUCCAGCAACAGCAAGGAUGGCAGUCGGGCUCUCCGCCUCCGUUCAAUCCGUAUUCUGGUACAAAUACACCCGCUGGUACCUUUGACGCGACGGCGAACAACACGUACAAUGGGUCUGCCAAUGGAUAUCCCUUCAACGAACCACUUGCUCGGCCAGGAUCUGCCCAUACCUCUAUCAUGAGGUCCCAGGCAGGUUCACCUCCACAUAUGUCGGUUUCAAGUCCUCCCCCAAUGAUGACUAUCCAACCACCUCCUGGACAAAUAGGCCAAAUACCGGGAUACCCAACUCAAGCCGACGAGGGUAAAAUGUCUGUAGCAAUUGACUUUGGUACGACUUUCUCUGGCGUGGCGUAUGGUUCUUCGCGUAUAGCCGGCGGUCAAGUGCAGCAGAUCCUGAAUUGGCCCGGCUCGUUUGAGACUUUCAGGAAGAUUCCGACAUGUUUGCUGUAUGAUGAAUAUGGUCAAAUAUUAGCCUGGGGCCUCGAAGCUAAAAAUGCGACGCCGAUGCCUGGGACUACCCGAUGUGAAUGGUUUAAGCUAUAUCUGGAACCCCAUGCUCUUCGAGACCAAUCGGCAAUUGACGAACGCCUGCCCGCCUUACCACCAGGGAAACGGGCGGUUGAUCUCAUCGUUGAUUAUCUCGGUUGCUUAUGGGAGUAUGCUAAAGAACAGAUCACUCGCGAAAUCGGCGCCGUUGCCGACCUCAACUCCGCAGACGUAUGGCUCACGGUCCCAGCAGCGUGGGAUGCGAAGGGCUGCGAUCUUAUGCGAGAAGCUGCCAUCUCCGCCGGGCUCGUCCAGAGUGCGAGAGCUGGCGAUCGUGAAUGGAGAGAGCGGCUGAGGAUCAUCACUGAACCUGAAGCAGCAGCGGUCCAUUGUGCACAUUUGACGGACCUCCAUCACUUAAAGCCAUCUCAGAAUUUCAUCGUUUGUGAUGCUGGUGGUGGUACUGUCGAUCUUGCGGUUUACAAAAUCAUCGGCCAGAUGGCUAACCUCGAAAUUGCCGAGAUGUGCGCACGUUCAGGGGCAAACUGCGGUUCUCUCUUCCUUGAUUUGCGGUUCAAAGAGUUGGUGAAGACGCUUCUGGCCGACCAUCCCGCUCAUUUAGACCCUGCAUCUCUGGCUUAUUUCAUGCACGCCUUCAGCGAAACUGACAAGAUUGCAUAUACCGGGGUUGAAGAUGACGAUAAUAUGUUCCACUUCACAUGCUUCAAUGUCGAGGACCCUCACGCUCCGGAGGUCGGACUGGAGAAUGGGCAGCUCUCGAUACCCGGUAAUAUGCUGCGCCGCGAAGUCUUUGACCCCGUUGUAGAACAGGUCCUGGCGUUAAUCGAGGAGCAGACACGGAAGCUAGAUCAAAGGAUUGAUGCGUUACUUCUCGUGGGAGGUUUUGCUGGCUGCGAAUACCUCAAAGCUAGGGUAGAGGAACAAUUCAGCUCCAGAAUUAGAGUGAUUGAGAGACCACCUGAUGCGGAUACGGCCACCGUUCGGGGUGCAGCAAGAUACGGAUUGGCCCGGCGUCCGCUUGUUUCCAGUGUCAUCGCGCCCAGAUCGUACAUUAUGAAGGUCAAGUUGCCAGCUGACCAAGAGGAUUGGAUGAAAAGGCCUGCGUAUAUCCGAAACAAUGACGCAGGCGUCCCGAUUUGUGAGAACAGAUUGCAAUACCUCGUGCAAAAGGGUGCCAUUAUCAGGAAAGGUCAACGGGUUACGACUAAAUUCUGCAAAUUCUCUCAAACACCUCAAGAUUCAACAUUUGUCGCCGUCUUGUAUACCAGCGAGGCGGAGAAAGUUCUGAGGUACACGGAUGAAGGGGAAACCGUGGAAUUGUGCAAGUGGACCGUCGACAUCUCCACGCUCCCUACAUUCCGGCAGAACGCUGCGAAUCCGCCUCCUGGCGGGUUCUAUACUGAGUUCGAGCUAGGCCUCGAGUUGGAUAGCGCGGAGGUUCGGGGUAUUUUAAUCUUCAACGGGCAGGAAUGGGGGAGGGUUACUUUCGAUUUCUUGAAUUAG
Pleurotus ostreatus (oyster mushroom) is the source of this 2196-nucleotide messenger RNA. RefSeq lists its product as uncharacterized. Lineage: Eukaryota; Fungi; Basidiomycota; Agaricomycetes; Agaricales; Pleurotaceae. The coding region runs from base 1 to 2196 and encodes 731 amino acids. The record is from RefSeq and is a predicted model, not a curated record. The transcript is spliced from 19 exons.